This is a messenger RNA of Mesitornis unicolor (brown roatelo), 1125 nucleotides long. It is a transcript of the gene LMX1B, whose product is annotated as LIM homeobox transcription factor 1, beta. Gene Ontology annotation, cellular component: nucleus. The transcript is spliced from 6 exons. Lineage: Eukaryota; Metazoa; Chordata; Aves; Mesitornithiformes; Mesitornithidae. Gene Ontology annotation, molecular function: RNA polymerase II transcription regulatory region sequence-specific DNA binding; DNA-binding transcription factor activity, RNA polymerase II-specific. The record is from RefSeq and is a predicted model, not a curated record. The annotation marks the transcript as partial. Gene Ontology annotation, biological process: regulation of transcription by RNA polymerase II; neuron differentiation.
GCUCUUCGCUGCCAAGUGCAGCGGCUGCAUGGAGAAGAUCGCCCCAACCGAGUUCGUGAUGCGGGCGCUGGAGUGUGUUUACCACCUGAGCUGCUUCUGCUGCUGUGUCUGCGAGCGGCAGCUGAGGAAGGGCGACGAGUUCGUGCUGAAGGAGGGGCAGCUGCUCUGCAAGAGUGACUAUGAGAAGGAGAAGGACCUGCUGAGCUCUGUCAGCCCGGACGACUCCGACUCUGUUAAAAGUGACGAUGAAGACGGAGAUGUGAAGCCCACCAAAGGACAGGUAACCCAAGGAAAAGGGAGCGAUGAUGGAAAGGACCCACGGAGACCCAAGCGGCCCAGGACAAUCCUUACCACGCAGCAGCGGCGGGCAUUCAAGGCGUCCUUUGAGGUGUCCUCCAAGCCCUGCAGGAAGGUCAGAGAAACACUAGCAGCUGAAACAGGACUCAGUGUGCGAGUUGUCCAAGUCUGGUUUCAAAACCAAAGAGCAAAGAUGAAAAAGCUAGCACGAAGGCAUCAGCAGCAGCAAGAGCAACAAAACUCACAGCGACUGGGGCAAGAAGUGAUGUCCAACCGCAUGGAGGGGAUGAUGACGACGUACACGCCGCUCGCACCGCCGCAGCAGCAGAUCGUAGCGAUGGAGCAGGGCAGUUACGGCACAGACCCCUUCCAGCAGGGUCUGACCCCUCCACAAAUGCCAGGCGACCACAUGAACCCGUAUGGAAACGACUCCAUUUUUCAUGAUAUCGACAGUGAUACCUCUUUAACUAGCUUAAGCGACUGUUUUCUUGCCUCUUCCGAAGUUAACUCCAUGCAGGCUAGAGUAGGAAACCCCAUUGACAGGCUGUACUCUAUGCAGAGCUCCUAUUUCGCCUCAUGAAAAUAAAAGCAAGCAAGCGGCCAGCGCCUGUGUAGCCAGAGACGUUUUCCAGUGCAGACUCUACAGCCAUAUGUUGCCCAGCUCUUCCUUCGCAGUAACUCCUGCUGCCUCUGGACUGCAAAGAGCAUUUUCAGGAAGACUGCAUCUGUGUGCAUAUAUGUGUAUGUAUGUGUAUAUAUAUUGAUACCUACCUACAUACAUACACAUAUAUGUGAGCAAAAUGCAUCCACCAGUCUCGUACCCCCGAU